Molecule: messenger RNA, 2874 nt
Organism: Pocillopora verrucosa
Lineage: Eukaryota; Metazoa; Cnidaria; Anthozoa; Scleractinia; Pocilloporidae
Source: RefSeq, a predicted model, not a curated record
CAAAGCUCACAUUAAAGUCACCCGGUUUUCGAAGCACUUGACUUCACAUGUCCAAUAUCAGUAGUUAUUUGUUAUCGUGACUUUUAAAGGUAGAAUAUAAUCCAGUGUUGCACCAUGAAUCGUUCUCUAUAUCCCGCCUCGUGUCCUCCAAUUGUACACGUUCCUACUUGCAUAGUAAUGGUUGGUUUGCCGGCGAGAGGUAAAACUUAUGUUUCGAGAAAACUAACCAGGUAUCUCAACUGGAUCGGCGUCAACACCAAGGUAUUCAACCUCGGGGAGUACCGCCGCGAAAUGGCUGGUGCUCACUGCAAACACUCCUUCUUCGAUCCAAGUAAUACGGAUGGAAUGAAUGUACGUGAAAAGUGCGCAGAACUCGCCCUGGAAGACAUCACAAAAUGGCUGAACGACAAGGGACAGGUAGCUAUCUUCGAUGCUACGAACACCACUCGAGCUAGAAGAAAGAAAGUCACGGAUCACCUCACCGCCCAUGGCUUUAAGGAAUUUUUCGUGGAGUCAGUUUGUGAUGACAACGAGAUCAUUCGUUCCAACAUUCUGGAGGUAAAGGUAAACUCCCCUGACUAUCAGGGGGUACCCCCAGAAGAGGCUCGCCAAGACUUUGAGGCCCGAAUUAAUCAUUACAACAAUUUCUAUGAACCUCUCGCUUUGGACCAUGAUUCUAAUAUGCCCUUUCUGAAAGUGAUUGAUGGUGGAAAGCGAUUUCUGAUGAAUAAAGUGGAAGGAUAUCUGCAGAGUAGGGUAGUUUACUACAUCAUGAACUUGCAUAUCACCCCAAGAGCCAUCUAUCUGUCAAGACAUGGUGAAAGCAUGAUGAACUUGCAAGGGAAGAUUGGAGGAGAUUCUGAUCUCUCUGAGAGGGGCUGGGAGUACAGCAAGGUGCUUGGAAAGUUUGUUAAGGAAAAUAUGCCAGAUGAUCUCAAAGUCUGGACCAGUGAAAUGAAGCGCACCAAUCAGACGGCAAGUGCCAUUGACAGACCAAUCGAGAAGUGGAAAGCCAUUAAUGAAAUUGAUGCAGGUGUAUGUGAGGGAAUGACAUACGAAGAAAUACAGGAGCAAUUUCCUCAGGCUUUUGCAAAGAGAGAUGAAGAUAAGUUCCACUAUCGCUACGCUCGUGGGGAGUCUUAUGAAGAUCUUGUGGCCCGGCUAGAACCAGUUAUCAUGGAGCUGGAGCGGCAGCAGAAUGUGCUUGUGAUCUGUCACCAAGCUGUAGCCCGUUGCCUACUGGCAUACUUUUUAGACCACAGCUCUAAUGAGUUACCUUACUUACGUGUUCCACUGCACACCCUCAUAAAGCUCACUCCAGUAGCAUAUGGUUGUCGUGUGGAGAAGAUUGAUUUGAAGGUUCCAGCUGUAAACACACACAGGGAAAAGCCCAAGGUUGUGACAGUGAGCCGAACCUCUGAGGAUGCAUUGGAGACUGUUCCCGAACAUGAGUGACAUUGGUGGAAUGAUUUCAUCUUUCUUUAAUGGUAUGCCUUUUAUUAGUUAUCAAGUUUCACAUAAUCUAGAAAGCUUAAGGCAUACAGAUGGACAUUUUGUGGGUUGCUAAGGGGUUCAUUCCAUAAGUUCUCAAGAGUGGAGGUAUGCUUAUUUUAGGAGGCAAUCAUUGUGGACAAAAAUAAUGAAUUUUGUAAUGAUUUAUCAUUGCAGUGUUUUUUAUUCUUUAUUUUUUUCAUUUCUAUUCUUCUUGUUAUUCUGAAUCAGAGAGAUACCCUAUUUGGUGUAGAUAAGUAAUAAAAUUAUUUCAGUGUUAUAUGUAGGUCUCAGGUUUUUAACCCUUAACUCCCAGACCAAGUUUGUAAUUCUCCUUACUGUCAACCAUUCAAUUCUUAUAAUGUUAGUGCAGAGAAUUUAGUAGUGGAUCAACUAAUUAUCCCUUGACUGAUAUUUUUCUCUAUUCUCUUUACUUCUCUGGUUGAUAUUGUAUUGAUACUGUAAGGAGAAAUUCUGUCUUGGUCACUCAUGGGAGUUAAAGGGUUUAGUGCCUUUCCCUAUUCAUGAAGCAGGUACAAUGUUUGAAAUGCCUUGGGUUGUGUAGGGCCAGGGAAGUAUUAUACUUGAUUCAUUUGGACAAAAUGUUUUUACAUGCAACAUGUUUUGAUACUGACACCUUAUUUAAUUGUUUAACAUGUAGUAAGCAUGGUUAUUUUGUAAGUUACAUUGUAUUUUACCAAGCCAUGUAGGGGUAAGAAGAAAGUGAGCGAUAAGCUAAAUGUGUGUUUGUAUUACCAUAUGUCAAACCAUCAAUUAAAGAAUAGGUUAUUCCUCUAUUAUUUGAUUUAUAAUAAUUUAUCUUGAAGUUUUUAAAACUGCUUCCAAUAGCCUUGUCCAAGCAUCAUAUUGAUUACAUAAGGCCUGCACAAAAGAUGAAAACAAUGCAAACAAAUCCAUUAAAAUUUCCUGUGUGACCAACAAAAAAUCUUAUGGGCUUAACAGUUUGUUUCUUUGAAAAUCAUGCAGUGAUCAAAAAAAUCAGUCAAAGUAUUGGUGUAAUAAUAAUUAAUGAUUAGUAAUAUCUGAUUUUCUAUGUACCCACAUAUACAUGUAGACUGGUAUAUUUUGGAGUUAUAACAAUAUGAGUUUAUAGUCAUUCAAAUAUUCAUUGAGGUAAUUUAUUUUAAUGCUGUUAGGAUAUUAGUUUAGUUAAGCAACCACAUAUGUGUUGCAGAUUAUUGAAAACAUAUCAUUAUGGUAAAUGUUUUUAAUCCAAGUACUUGAUAUUUAACAUACAUUUGUAAGAGUAUAUUAGUUGACAUGAAGCUGGUAGUUAUUCAAAUGUUCAAUUUCAAAUUUAGGGCUAGCUCCUGUUGAUCAGGGUGAAAUUUAUUUAGAUAAAAUAAAAUGUAUUUAAUUUCA